GCAUUUUUCACUACUUCAUCAAGAUCGCAAGAGGAAGGAGGAAAAGUAAAAAAUUUGCACCGAUUAAUUUGACAAAGUGCGGCAUCGGUGAUUUCAAAUUUUUAUCUCUAUUUAACUGCAACUAAGUAAAAAACUAAACAUCAAAUAUGUCUGACGAAAAGAAGGGAGAAACAGAGCACAUCAAUCUGAAAGUGUUGGGACAAGACAAUGCCGUCGUUCAGUUCAAAAUAAAGAAGCAUACACCUUUAAGAAAGCUUAUGAAUGCAUAUUGCGACAGAGCGGGCUUAUCGAUGCAAGUAGUACGGUUUCGCUUUGAUGGUCAGCCAAUAAAUGAAAAUGAUACACCAACAUCAUUGGAGAUGGAGGAAGGCGACACCAUUGAAGUAUACCAACAACAAACGGGAGGCCGAAAUUAAUUUUGAAAUUAACCAAGAAAGUCUAUAAUAAACAAAAACUUAAAUAUUACAAAACAAAUCAAUUUAAUAAUACAUACAGAAAUGAUAAGAAGUUAAAAUAAGUGUCAUCCAAAAUAAGCUGAAAAAUACUAUGUGAGCAGCAAAUAUCCCUCUCAAACGCAAAUGUGCUGUUCAAAAUUGAAUCGGCUCACAUUUAACAAUUACAGUUUGAAACAAGAGUUUGUUUGACCGUGUGCGAGACGACAUCCACAGCCGCUCAAGAGUGCUUGCAACAUAAUGGAUCACAUCAUCCAUUUAUAAAUUUUACAUUUUCUAAUACAUUAACUUAACGAUUAUUUAAUAAGCAGUUUGUAUCGAAUUACUUUUAAUUUAUGAAUGGAAACUAAAGAAAGCAUUUAUUAUUAGCCAGACAAAACCUUUCUCAUUAUUUCAAAUAUCCUUGCCGAAUGGAUUAUGUUGCAGUAGACGCGAGCGGUGCAGUCACAAAUCCUGGUUUGUUUUUGAUGCAAACGAAUCAGGUGAAUGUGAAGACGAGGGAACGGAAGGUUUAAUUUACAUAAGUGAAUUUUUAGACCAUAUAACUGUAUUAAACAAAUUAAAAAGCUAUAAAAAUAUAUGACAACAUAAACAAA
Messenger RNA from Bactrocera tryoni, 1048 nucleotides. It is a transcript of the gene Sumo, whose product is annotated as small ubiquitin-related modifier 3. The transcript has 3 exons. Gene Ontology annotation, molecular function: protein tag activity; ubiquitin-like protein ligase binding. The record is from RefSeq and is a predicted model, not a curated record. Gene Ontology annotation, biological process: protein sumoylation. The coding region runs from base 147 to 416 and encodes 89 amino acids. Gene Ontology annotation, cellular component: nucleus. NCBI's taxonomy places the organism in Eukaryota, Metazoa, Arthropoda, Insecta, Diptera, Tephritidae.